Tupaia belangeri chinensis (Chinese tree shrew) is the source of this 3009-nucleotide messenger RNA. It is a transcript of the gene CEP68, whose product is annotated as centrosomal protein 68. NCBI's taxonomy places the organism in Eukaryota, Metazoa, Chordata, Mammalia, Scandentia, Tupaiidae. Bases 499 to 2745 code for a protein of 748 amino acids. The transcript is spliced from 7 exons. The record is from RefSeq and is a predicted model, not a curated record.
UCGCGUUCGUUCGUUUUUACCGCUCUCAUCCUUUCCGGACUGCCUAAACCGCACUCCUUCCAGAAGCUGCCCCCUCCGCCUCCAGGAGAGUUCGCCCUCGGCGCCUGCGCCCCGCCCUGCAGCACCUGCUCCGGCCGAGGUCACGCCGCCGGGUUGUUUAGAGGCGAAUGAAAACAGACCCACCAAAGGCUGUGGGACCGCCUUCGCCGCUGAGCGCGUUGACCCACUCGGCGCCCUGAACAAAAUGGAUGAAUGAGUGCGUGACUCCGGGCGGGGCCCACACGCCAGGAGAAAGCGCCUCGAGCGGAUCUCCGCGCACCGCCCUGGCACCCUCUGGACACGCCCUCCCACGAUCCCCCUGGUCGUCAGAGAACCCGAGCCGGGAGCGCCCAAGGCGAGGCAGCACAGACCGCAAGGAAGAUGCAGUCUUCCCAUUGGCCAAGACGACUCAAGGGGGAGCUGAAGGCUUUGGAAGAACGCUGACCUAGGGACAGCUCAAUGGCCUUGGGAGAAGAAAAGGCAGAGGUGGAAGCAUCCGUGGACACAGAAGCCCAGUCCUACAGGAGGUGGAGCUGUGGGGAGCGAGAGGUGGACACCCCAGGUCCUGCCCACGGGGAGCAGCACCCACGCCUGGAAGCUGAAGGAGGGCCCACCUCUCCUGUGUCCGGGGCAGAGGGGCUCCCCGCCCCUACCUGCCUCUCCGGAGCCUCCCAGCCUCACGCCAAUGACACCAACAGUGAGCUGGUAGCCGACGGGUCUAAGCCUGCUCUCCAGAGCCUGCCUCCUCCUCCCAGCAUGCUGACUGGAGACCUUCUGCACUGCGUGGGAAGCCAGAUGGAGACCAAGCUUCCUGCCUCCAAGGAGCUACCUCAGACUCCUAAUGUUCCUAGAACAGCUCUGUGCUCAGGACAUGAGGCUGACAUUGAAGAUGACCCAUCCCCUGUGGAUUCACCACGGGCGCUGGACCUCAGCCAACCACCUCGCAUCUCAGGUUUCCCUUUCCCCCCACAGUGGAAGUCAGUGGGGAGCCCGGGUACUGCCGCUCCUCAGCUUUCCAGCUGUAGUUUCUCUGCCUCCUCCACGGGCAGCAGUCUCCAGAGUCAACAGGAGAAGGCAGAGCCUCAAGGUCGCUCCCUUGCCAAGGUGUCCUCCUCCCUGGAGCUGGUAGUCCCCCAGGCCCCCACCUCCGUGGUAGGGCCAGGUCCUCGACCCCAGUGGUCGCCACAGCCCAUGCCCUCUGGGGUCGAUGCUGCUGGGCUGGGCAGGAGGCGCCUGUCCUUUCAGGCUGAGUACUGGGCCUGUGUGCUACCAGAUUCCCUGCCUCCUUCUCCUGACCGCCACUCCCCCCAUUGGAACCCAAAUAAGGAGUAUGAAGACUUGCUUGACUACACUUACCCACUGAGGCCCGGGCCUCAGCUCUCUAAGCACCUUGACGGCCACGUGCUGGCCGACCCCAUCCUGCAGGACUCAGGUAUAGACCUGGACAGCUUCUCUGUCUCCCCAGCAAGCACCCUCAAAUCACCCACUAAUAUCUCCCCCAAUCAUCCACCAGCAGAGGCUGCUGCCCUGCCAGUGUCUGGGCCCAGAGAGCCAGGCCUUAAGCAGUGGCCUUCUGGAGUACCCCAGAAGCAGGAUAGCCUGGGCUUGGUAUCUCAGAGCCAGCUGGCAUCUACCCCUAGAGCCCCAGCCAGUAGGGAUGCCCCUUGGGAGAGCAGAGAGCCAGCCCUGAGGGGCAAAAAAGACUGGCUGCCCACGGGCAAGCACCUUGAGAUGGGCUCUCCCCAGCUGAGGACGUGGGCCAGAGGGUGGCCCUCACCCAGGCAAGAGACAGAAAAGGGGGCCAGCCAGAGUGUCCGGCGCCCUGCCUAUGCAGAGUCCAGAUGGAAACCAGAAGAGACGGAGAGUGACGACGAGUAUCUCGCCCUGCCCACUCGGCUGACUCAGGUUUCGAGUUUGCUGUCGUAUAUAGGUUCCAUGCCCACCCUGGUGACUCUGCCCACUGGGGCUGCUGACGAGCAGAGUUCUCUGGAAGUGUCGGACAGUGAUGGGCCAGCUUCCCUCCCCUCAGACUCCAGCCAAAGCCAGCUUCCCUCUGGGGCUGCCCUGCAAGGGCCAGGCUGCCCUGAGGGCCAGGACCGCCGUUCCUUUCGCUCCUUCAUUCGUGCCCGGGACUCUGCAGGUGAAGGCAGUCUGUGCAGCAGCCAGGCCCGCAGGCCAUCCUCUGGACUGCUGAAAACACGCCCCUCCUUGCCUGCUGUGUCAGACCGGUGGCCGUUCUCAGACCCAGAUGCUGAAGAGCAGCUGCCCAAGAGGGCAGGAGGACAGGGGAAUGCCUCGCUGGUGCAGUGUGUGCAGACAUUUUGUUGUCAGCUGGAAGAGCUGAUCCACUGGUUGUGUACUUUGGCAGAUGUCACCGACCAGGGGACUCCACUCAGGCCCAAUCUAACAGGUCUCAAGUCAUCUCUGCAGCUUUACCGGCAAUUUAAGAAAGACAUAGAUGAACAUCAGACCCUGACAGAGAGUGUCUUACAGAAGGGGGAGAUCCUUCUUCAGUGCCUGUUGGAUAACACCCCAGUCUUAAAGGAUGUCCUUGGAAGGAUCGCAAAGCAAUCUGGGGAGCUGGAGAGCCAUGCAGACCGCCUCUAUGACUCUAUCUUAUCCUCUCUGGACACACUGGCCGGCUGCACCCUCAUCCCUGACAGUAAGCCAGUGGCAGCAAAGGAGCGCCCAUGUGAACGGCUUUAACCUGGCCUCUUCUCAGGCAGCGAUGCAGUCCAUCACCAAAACACUGGCUGGUGGGAAAGAGAACUUGUAAGAAGUCCUUGCCAGAGCCAAGGGGGAACUUAACUCCAAUAUACUAGCUUUAAAAUGCCUUUCUCCCCCUGAAGUAAGGGCUACUGAGUUACCGUUUUUAUUUACAGCAAAUCCUUCCAAACUAAGGUUUUCCUUUUGGUGCUUCUCUAUAAAGAGCAUGUGGCUUUGCAAUUUUUGAUGAAGUAAGACUUACGG